AACAUGAAAACGACAUCCUCUGCCCUUAACCCCCGGGAGUCAAAUGAUCAGAAUCAUUAUCGGGCUUCUGCCGCGCUUGCUGACCAACUGAUCAUUUGAAUCAAGUGUGUUGGAGGAGGGAAACAUGUAACGCGUGCAGGCGAGGUGCCCUCGAGGACUGCGGUUGCUGAUCCCUGCUGUAAAAGCAGGAGUUUUGAGUCUGACUGGGAACCCGCUUCGGCGACUCGGCAUCCCCAAAGAGUCAUUCCACUCAGUGACACUCUUUCCCGCCCAAUCGCCAAGAGAACCUGAUUUUCUGGAUACGGCAGUCCACAAAGGAAAAGCAAAGUCAGGGAGAUGCAAAUUGUUUCUGCCUUUGGGUUACCGAGGUUUGCCGGAUCCGUGGGUAACAUUCGAAAGGUAAGAAGGGGGGAGGCUACCUGUCACGUGAGGCGCCAUUUGCACUUUGAGUUUUUUUGUGAUGCUUCAUGACUUCUUGUCCGCUCAUCUGUCUGUAUUCAUUCAACACGAACACAUUCAAGCCUUUCUCUAAUUUGCAGCUCAGUGCUUCGGAGUAAGAGUGACAAAAACGGCGUGCUUUUGUGAAGAUUAGUUAAGCCCAGUCCUGUCAAAACCACAUGUGGAAGUAUACCAUUUUUCAAAGCUGGAGAAAAAAAUAAGCCAGAUUUCCUCUACGCUUUCAAGAAAUUCAACGACUUGCAGGCGAUGAACAACCAAGACUACCAUUGGCCUCCCUCAUCAACAGACCAAGACGAGAGUUCACGCAGCAACAUCUCUACGUUCAGCAUUGGCAUGCCAACUACCUGGACGAGAAAAGAUCAGAAGCGGUCACGCGCUGUCUGCUGGAAUUGCCAUUUACUGAUUUUAAAUGUUGCAUCCUUUUGUUGCACUGCAAUUUCAAAGGUCUCCAUUGCCAAGGUGGUCCUUGGAAUUCUUGGACUGGUGGUGGUUGUUGUUCUGAUCACAGUGCCAACAGUGAUUUAUUUAAAAGAGAAGCAGAUUGAAAUCAUGGACAGAAGGACUUUCACACUGGUGGACGUGUUCAACAGUUCCCUCAAACCCAAAUCUUACAACAUCUGGUGGAUCUCCGAUGAUGAGUACCUGCACAGGCGACAAGGUGCCGUCCAUCUUUAUAAUGUCACCACGGGACAGUCAUCUGUCUUCUUGAGCGCGGACACGUUUAGCGAAAAAGGCGCUUCCGACUUUCAGCUGUCUGCUGAUGGCAGAUAUGUGGCAUUCAUGAGCAACUACUCAAUGUUGUGGAGGCAUUCAUUCACAGCUUCAUACUCACUUUAUGAUCGGACUUUGAACAAGUUUGUGGAACCUUCCUACCUGCCUGAAGAAAUCCAAUAUUUGGCUUGGGCGCCGGCAGGCAACAAACUGGCCUUUGUGUGGAAAAAUAAUGUGUACAUAAAGAGCAGCCCCGAUUCAUUGCACCAGCGAGUGACGUUCAAUGGCAAGGAGAAUCAGAUUUUGAAUGGAAUUCCAGAUUGGGUGUAUGAGGAGGAGAUGUUCUCAUCCAAUCAGGGCCUAUGGUGGUCCCCAGGAGGAAAAUAUGUGGCCUAUGUUGAGUUCAAUGAUACAGCGGUGCCCACUGUCGAGUUCUCCUGGUAUGGAGAUCGUCAGUAUUCCCGUACUGUUUCUAUCCCAUAUCCUAAGGCAGGUUCCCCAAACCCAGAGGUGAAGCUGUUUGUUGUGGACACAGACAACACAACAAUGAUCACUGAGGUCCUUGUUCCAGAAGCAUUCAAGUCGCAGGAGCAUUACUUGGCCACAGUGACUUGGGGGACUGACCAGCGUCUUGCCAUCCAGUGGCUAAAUAGGCUCCAGAAUCACCUCAUCCUUCAGAUCUACGACCUCCGGGGCUUCACAUGGGAGCCAGUUCAGCACCUGGAUGUGAAAAGCACCACUGGUUGGAUUGGACGGUUUUCUCCAUCACCUCCAGUUUUUGCCGAAGAUAAGAUGAGUUACUACGUGUUGAUGAGUGACCCAAAAGGUUACAAGCACAUCCAUCACGUUGUGGAGGGCACCGCGACGGCAAUUACCACAGGAGAAUGGGAAGUCAUUGCCAUUCAGAAAGUAACGGCAGAUAGUGUAUAUUUCUCGAGCAACCAAGAGGGAGGCAAACCUGGAGGAAGGAAUAUUUAUAGAUGGAGCAAGGGAGAAGUCAAGUGCCUGACUUGCAAUUUGAGUGGUGAAGUCUGCCAGUAUAAUUCCGCUUAUUUCAGCCAGAAUGCGAAAUUCUACCUCAUGAGCUGCCGUGGUCCGAAUAUACCUUACAGCUCCCUCAUGGAUAACAAGGAGGGCAAAGAGCUGAAGCGGUUGGAGGAUAAUAGCCAAUUCACACGAGGCAUUUCUGACAUCCAAAUGCCCACCAUGCGUCGAGGAACUAUCAAGAUUGCUGGAUACAAGCUCUGGUACGAGAUGUUUUUGCCACCAGGCUUUGACGAAUCCAAGAAGUACCCCUUGUUGCUGGAUGUGUAUGCCGGUCCCUGCAGCCAGAAGGUAGACUUCACCUACAGCGUGGGCUGGUCCACAUACCUGGCCAGCACAGAGAAAAUCAUCGUUGCCAGCUUUGAUGGGAGAGGCAGCGGUUACCAAGGCGACAAGCUAAUGCACGAAAUCUAUAAACAUCUCGGGUCCUAUGAGGUGGAAGAUCAGAUAACCGCAGCCAGGGAAUUCAUCAAAAUGGGAUUUAUUGACAAAGACAGAGUUGCUAUAUGGGGAUGGUCUUAUGGUGGGUAUGUGGCUUCCAUGGCCUUGGGAUCUGGAAGUGGAGUCUUUAAAUGUGGAAUGGCAGUUGCUCCAGUCUCCAAAUGGGAAUAUUAUGAUUCCAUCUACACUGAGCGGUACAUGACAAAGCCAGUUGACAAUCUAGUCGCCUACACUAACUCCACAGUUACUGCACGGGCCAAGAACUUCCAUUCAGUGCAGUAUCUUCUGGUUCACGGAACAGCUGAUGACAACGUGCAUUUCCAGCAGGCAGCUGAGAUUUCUGAAGCUCUGGUGGAUGAGCAGGUCGACUUUGAGGCAAUGUGGUACACAGACAAGAACCACGCGCUUCCUGGUUCUGCCAAUCAACACGUCUAUACCCACAUGAGCCACUUCCUACAGAGGUGCUUUGCAUAAAGUCUAUUGGAUCACCACUCCACUGCAUACGUUGCACAAGGCGGACUGUACAUAGCAUGUUUACUUUUUUGGUUGUCUAAAUGAUUACGGUAAUUUGAAUGGGGCGGCACAGUGGCCGAACAGUACAGAGGUCAUGGGUUCCAAUCGUGGCUCCUCGCCUUCCUGUGUGGAGUUUGAAUGCGCUUCCCGUGCCCGCGUGGGUUUUCUUUGGGUACUCCGGUUUCAUCCCACUUUCCAAAAACAUGCAUGGUAGGCUAAUUGGAUAAACACUCUCAAUCACACCUAGUGAUAAGAUAGAGUCUAUAUUGUUCCUAGGUGUGAUUGAGAGUGUUUGGUUUUCUGUGUGUCCCCUGCGAUGGGCUGGCAACCAGUUCAGGGUGUACCCUGCCUACUGCCUUAAGACAGCUGGGAUGGUCCCCAGCACGUCCCCGUGAGGACAAGCGGUUCAGAUAAUGGAUGGAUGGGAUUUGAAUGGAGGCCAACAUUGUAACAAUAAUGGCUAAAAAUCUAAGAGAAUAAAAAUGCACUCCACAACUUGGAACUGCUAAUCCACCCAAGUUAGAAACAAUGACUACUUAUGUGACCUUCAAAUCAUUUGAAUGCUGCUUUAGCUUGUAUUUAUGAUCUCUGAUGUUGCCAUGCAUGGUUGUCCUUUGCCCAGAUACCCUCUUAAGUGGUCUACAAUAUUGGUGGACAUUAAAAUGUGACGUAUAAACAAAAUAAAGGUAGUUUUAAUCUUUA
Hippocampus zosterae (dwarf seahorse) is the source of this 3870-nucleotide messenger RNA. Its product is annotated as dipeptidyl peptidase 4-like. Gene Ontology annotation, biological process: proteolysis. Gene Ontology annotation, molecular function: dipeptidyl-peptidase activity; serine-type endopeptidase activity. The transcript is spliced from 28 exons. The record is from RefSeq and is a predicted model, not a curated record. Bases 706 to 3129 code for a protein of 807 amino acids. Lineage: Eukaryota; Metazoa; Chordata; Actinopteri; Syngnathiformes; Syngnathidae.